UUUUGUCUCGAGAAUGUUCGAUGCAUGAACAGUUUCGUCAGACUUUCGAGAAAAAUCUAGUUCCGAGAAUCGUCUGAAAAAGGUAGAACGACAACGUUUACGGGAGUCUGCAGCACGCCGCGCGCGUGCCACGUGCGAUCCGGGAUGUUGAACGAAAGUUGAGAGCCGUGCGUCGGUAAAUUCGUAACUGUUCACGCGUAGCAUUUCGAAACGCGUUUACGACUCACGACACCAAGACCAGGUAGAGACUCCAAUCGAGGAGGACGGGGGGGGGGUCUUUGAAAAGUGGAGACGUAGAGAGUGAACAGUGAAAUUCAACAACAGACAUUGCUUGGUUCGGUUACAGUGCAUCAAUCUCGGGCCAGGCCAUAACGAGCAGGUAGCUUGGACUCGAGCUACAGCUGUACGCGAUUGUUCAUCGAGCGUAGAACAGACGAGAGAAGACGCACCAUGGCGAUACCAUUUUUGCCCAACGGCGACGAGAACACGACGUCGGAGGACCAGCUGAUGUAUCAGCUGUAUGUAACCCUGCAGAAUACCCUCCGGAGCAGGAACGCCCAUCAUCCGUCGCGAAAUCAUCGGGCGCCGCGUCGAUCCGAUUCCGGAUCUCAGCAACCUCUGGUGAUCUGGCUGCAGUCCGGCAACGUCGAAGACUUGUCGAACUUGCCGCUACCAGACUUGGUGCAGUCGGCCGUGGAUCAGCUGCCACCGCCAUCGCCCCACGUGACAGUUUCUGUCCCCAGCAGCCCGAUGAGAGACGCGACCUUCCAGUUCCCUGAGUGUAACGUCAACAGCAACGGUGCACCGUUGCCGAGCCCAAGGCCACGGCCACGAAGACGUUUCGCCUCGGAGAGCUCCGUCAUGGAGACGGGCCCGAUCGAGGUGAGCAACUGCAACGGUACCACCUGCCGCUGCCACCUCGGCCUGAUCCUCAACGAGAGGCAGUCGUGGACGAGCGUGGGUGCGAAUCUCAGGAACAUCGCCGGGGAUUUCCACGCGUGCAGGACCAAGGACGCCGAGAUCGAGAAGUCGACGCUACCGAUGAUCGGUCCAGGUUUGAACGGUCGCAACAGCAACUCGUCAUCCACCGACAGCUUACUGUCGUUGUUGAUUCCGACGCCGUUACGAGAGACCCUCUGGGCAACCGUGGCUCUAUACCUAGGCUGGAGACUCGUCUCCCGCCUGCGAUAG
This is a messenger RNA of Cyphomyrmex costatus, 1191 nucleotides long. RefSeq lists its product as uncharacterized. The transcript is spliced from 3 exons. Bases 451 to 1191 code for a protein of 246 amino acids. Lineage: Eukaryota; Metazoa; Arthropoda; Insecta; Hymenoptera; Formicidae. The record is from RefSeq and is a predicted model, not a curated record.